Molecule: messenger RNA, 1101 nt
Organism: Protopolystoma xenopodis
Lineage: Eukaryota; Metazoa; Platyhelminthes; Monogenea; Polystomatidea; Polystomatidae
Source: the annotation of a GenBank genome assembly
CGCAAUGGAUUGCUUCGCUCCCUCCUCAACCGGCCACCUCGGGGCACUCGGCAACAUUGGCUUGCCAACUCAUUUCCUCGAGGCAACCGAAAGGUGUCCUCCCCCGAUUCCGGCUUCGGCUUCGGCUCUUCCAGCCCUACUCUCUCCUGGUUGCCACGACUCACUCCCCCCUCUCUGGUGACAACUCCGAGUACUCGAGCCGCCCUCGAGACCGCCGUCCCCCGUGGCAAACCCAACCACGACCUGCGGCUGCACAAUUCUGAGUCGAGUCGAAGUAGCAACGGCUGCGUCAGUCUGGCCAACCCAACGACGGUGUCUGCGAAAGCUGGCACGCCUCGCGACAACUUGGCGGUUGCCAAUUCGCGCAGCCGUGGCGGUGAUGAAACCUCGUCGGCCCCACUUACAGCUGGUCUCAUCGGUACCUGUUCCUCUGGCUCCACCACCCUCUGCCGACGUAGUGCCAUCGUCAUCGACGUCUAUGUCGUGAUUGACAACCCGACUCUUCGUCUCCCCGACUACAGUCUGGAAGCUGGCAUUUCUUGUUUCCCGGCCGACCUCAGCGGGCUCUUGUCGGCCCCAGGCCCAUCAGUCUUGCCUUCUCCGUUGUCAACUGCUUCUGGUACCAACGCCUGUUCGUAUUAUCCGUCCAGAUACCCAUCAAUCACCGUUCCGGCCACCGGACCGUUGUUAGGACACACCUCGGUCACUCUGCCCCGUCAGGCUAGGUCGAACGCCGACGCCUAUGUUACCGGGUCUGUCUGUGAGGCAGCUGGUGGGGCGAGAUUGUCGUGGCAACGGCCGAUCGUAGGGACAAGAUCCGGUGUUGGGUUUUGUCACCAAGAGUCUCUUGUCACGACCGAACCGACGACCAACACCGUUUUGAGUUGCAGUGGGCUAAUGUUGACAAACGGAGGUAAAAGGUCUCCUUUGGUGGAUGGCGAGGUUAGGAGGGAUCUUCCUCUGCCUCCAAUUCAAGUGACAACCGAAAACAAGAUCCGAGACAAGGCAGACCAAGAAGGGAACGCUGUCGGCGCACAGUUGAAGCACUCUCAGUCCGCCUGUAAACGGGGCGUCACAAAGGUCAAAUGUACCAUUCAAUAA